AUGGGAGGCGAGGUGUCGAAGAACACUAAGGACACUAGUUAUACGAUUCAUCCUGAGCACGAACUCACACUGAUGGAGCCACGAGACCCUUUCUAUUGCACCGCAUGCAAGGAGACCGGCUUCAGCACCGGCUACGGGUGCUCUAAAUGUGUUGUUCGAGUCCAUCAAGAAUGCAAGUCCCCUUCUCCGGAAUCGUCUCUACGACUUAAACGGAAAAAGCACUCCUUAAAAUUUUACCCUGAUAUGAAUGCCGAAAAUGGAAAACCCAGAUUUUGUGCUGUGUGCUCCCAACCAGUUAGAGGUUGUGGGUACAGGUCGAGUUCGGGGAAGAAUUGCCACCCAUCGUGCCUGACUCUUCCGAAAUCCAUCAUGGUCAACAGUGCAGAACUUCGUCUGGCAAAUAAGAUGAUGUUGGACUGCAAAUGGUGCGGCGUGAUGAAGCGUUACAUCGGCAAAGUCAAGAUCCGGAGCUGGUCGUACGCCAGAGAAAAUUGCGAGUAUCAUGUGGGCUGUGUGAAGGACAUGGUGAUUGAGAGCUGGAGGAAUGGCGAGUUCGUUCCUGCGAAGGAAGGCGAUGGUGCGGGUCAAAUGCAUAUUAAAGUGGACCUUUCUUCUAGGGGGAUAUCAGGAAACUUGGGCAGCAAAUUGUUGGAAUUGGCUCGUAAAGGAACAAUGGCCGCAAUGACCGGAGACCCGACUGAUCUGCUAGGUUAGGGGCAAUACCCUUGAUCAAACAGAUCCAAAGAGAAGACAAAUGUUCUGGGCUUACAG
This is a messenger RNA of Syzygium oleosum, 771 nucleotides long. RefSeq lists its product as uncharacterized. Bases 1 to 714 code for a protein of 237 amino acids. The record is from RefSeq and is a predicted model, not a curated record. Lineage: Eukaryota; Viridiplantae; Streptophyta; Magnoliopsida; Myrtales; Myrtaceae. The transcript has a single exon.